GUCACAUAGGAGGGCGAGAAAGAAUCUAGACGAGACUCCACAGACACACGGCACAAAAUUACACAAUGCCAAGCUACAAACUCAUUUAUUUUAAUAUGAGGGGGAGAGCAGAAAUUAUUCGUUACAUAUUUGCAUAUUUGGACAUAAAGUAUGAAGACCACAGAAUAGAACAAGCUGAUUGGCCUGAAAUCAAACCAACUCUUCCAUUUGGCAAAAUCCCCAUUUUGGAAGUUGAUGGACUUAAUCUUCACCAGAGCCUAGCAAUAGCGAGAUACUUGACCAAAAACACAGAUUUGGCUGGAAAAACAGAACUGGAACAAUGUCAAGUUGAUGCUAUUGUGGACACAUUGGAUGAUUUCAUGUCACGUUUUCCUUGGGCUGAGAAAAAACAAGAUAUAAAAGAGCAGAUGUUUAAUGAGCUACUUAUAUAUGAUGCACCUCAUCUUCUACAAGAUUUGGAUACAUACUUAGGGGAAAAAGAGUGGUUCAUUGGUAACUCUGUAACUUGGGCAGAUUUCUACUGGGAAAUUUGCAGCACUACCCUUUUGGUCUUUAAACCUGACUUGUUGGACAUCCAUCCCAGGCUGGUGGCAUUACGGAAGAAAGUCCAAGCCAUCCCUGCCAUCGCUGACUGGAUACAACGAAGGCCCCACACCAGACUCUAGGGGUCCCUGCUGCCUCCAACUUCGCUGUUCGCUCCCAUCAGAUAAGAAGCUGUCUCCCCUCCCCCACUCCAUCAAGACUUCCUUUUGCCAUAUUCUGUUUGAAAAGAAAAAAAAGAGCAUUUAGUUGCCAGUAUCGUCCCCCCACCCCCAGCCCCGAAUAGUUACAACUGAGGAAAAAUAGUUUGAGGCAGGCCUCGCCUUGCAUCAGUCUGUCAUGCAUUAAUUGUGGCCGCAAUAGCUUAUUAAAUAACACAUUCCCCCUGAAAAUGGUUUGGACUUGUUACCAUGGUAACUGAGCAACUGCAUAAAGUAUAAACCUCGCUGCUAGCUCUUCAGUCCACAAAUCUCCAUGUAAAUAAGAUGCACAGCAAGACCAUGACCAGUGAUGUCACUUAUUUCAGUCUGUUAACGGUUGGACCCUGCACAUCUGUCUGUUAUUCACCCAGACAAUAAAGAGUGUAGGGGCAUCGGCUGCUUGUUUCUCAGUGAUAAACCAUCUUAUAAAAUUGGGUAAUUGAAAAAGGAAACUCACUAACAAAAAUGAAAAUGCAAUUAAGAAAUGAAAGUGAAACGGAAUUUUUGGACUGGAACCUGGAAUCUUUGUCCUUGUCCA
Messenger RNA from Myotis myotis, 1278 nucleotides. It is a transcript of the gene HPGDS, whose product is annotated as hematopoietic prostaglandin D synthase. Gene Ontology annotation, biological process: glutathione metabolic process. The coding region runs from base 66 to 665 and encodes 199 amino acids. Gene Ontology annotation, molecular function: glutathione transferase activity. The record is from RefSeq and is a predicted model, not a curated record. The transcript has 6 exons. NCBI's taxonomy places the organism in Eukaryota, Metazoa, Chordata, Mammalia, Chiroptera, Vespertilionidae.